CAGCCCCCCCCCCCCCCCCAUACUCCUUCCCUGGGCCUCUGUGUGCAGGGGGUAGCUGGGACCCUGCCCAGAGCUGUGCAGGGCUGAGGAUCAGGGGGAGGGGGCAAUGUGCAGAGGACCCAGGCAUCCGGGCUAGCGCUUCCUCAUUGGAGACUUGGACCAAGGGGGUGACUGCGGGCUGGCAGCUGGUGCUGGGGUGGAACUGAGCCCUUAAAGGACCCAGAAGCAGCUUGAUUCUGGGGUGGAACUAAAGCCUUGAGGAAAUCAGAGGUAGCUGAUUCUGGAGUGGAAACCAGCUUCUUAAAGGACCCAGAGGCAGCUGAUUCUGGGGUGGAACGUGACACCUUGACCAUGGACGGGCUGGAAGCCUCCUGAUUUCCCAGCAUCCUCUUUGUUCGCCACGGAUCUCAGCCAUGGAGAUGAAGCUGACCCCAGCAGGGACCCCCCCGAGCCCCCCGUCGCCAGGGCUGUCGCCAGUGCCACCCCCGGAGAAAGUGGAUGGGUUCUCGCGCCGAUCGCUGCGCCGGACCCGGCCCCGGCGCUCCCACAGUUCCUCCCAGUUCCGCUACCAGAGCUCCCAGCAGGAGCUCACACCCCUGCCCCUGCUCAAGGACGUGGCGGUGUCGGAGCUGCACGAGCUGCUGGGCCGCAAGCUGCAGCAGUGCUGCGUCCUCUUCGACUUCCUGGACCCCGUGGCCGACCUGAAGGGCAAGGAGGUGAAGCGGGCGGCGCUGGCCGAGCUGGUCGAGUGUGUGGCCACGGCCCGUGGCCUCCUCAUCGAGCCCACCUACCCCGAGGCCGUGCGCAUGAUCUCAGUGAACAUCUUCCGGACACUCCCGCCCAGCGAGAACCCCGAGUUCGACCCCGAGGAGGAUGAACCCAACCUGGAGCCAUCCUGGCCCCACCUCCAGCUAGUGUACGAGUUCUUCCUGCGCUUCCUGGAGAGCCCCGACUUCCAGCCCUCGGUGGCCAAGCGCUACGUGGACCAGAAGUUUGUGCUUAUGCUGCUGGAGCUGUUCGACAGCGAGGACCCGCGGGAGCGGGAGUAUCUCAAGACCAUCCUGCACCGUGUCUACGGCAAGUUCCUGGGGCUGCGCGCCUACAUCCGUAAGCAGUGCAACAACAUCUUCCUGCGGUUUAUCUAUGAGACAGAGCACUUUAACGGCGUGGCCGAGCUGCUGGAGAUCCUGGGCAGCAUCAUCAAUGGCUUCGCACUGCCCCUGAAGGCCGAGCACAAGCAGUUCCUGGUUCGGGUCCUGAUUCCCCUGCACUCCGUCAAGGCACUGUCAGUCUUCCACGCCCAGCUGGCCUACUGCGUGGUGCAGUUCUUGGAGAAAGAUGCCACCCUCACGGAGCAUGUGAUUCGGGGGCUGCUGAAAUACUGGCCGAAGACCUGCACCCAGAAAGAGGUGAUGUUUCUGGGGGAGAUCGAGGAGAUCCUGGAUGUCAUUGAGCCCUCGCAGUUUGUCAAGGUGCAGCAGCCGCUCUUCAAGCAGGUUGCCCAAUGCAUCGCCAGCCCCCACUUCCAGGUGGCAGAGCGGGCCCUGUACUUCUGGAACAACGAGUACAUCCUGAGCCUCAUUGAGGACAACUGCCAGGCAGUACUGCCCGCCAUCUUUGGCACCCUCUACCGUGUCUCCAAGGAGCACUGGAACCAGACCAUCGUGUCGCUGGUCUACAACGUGCUCAAGACCUUCAUGGAGAUGAAUGGGAAACUCUUCGAUGAGCUUACGGCCUCCUACAAGCUGGAGAAGCAGCAGGAGCUGAAGAAGGAGAAGGAGCGCCAAGAGCUGUGGCGGCAGCUGGACGAGCUGCGUCUCCGGCGGCUGCGGGGCCUGGAGGAGGCACAAAUGAACCGGCUCAACCUCCAGCACGGCCACAGCCCCAAGACAUAGACCCCCAGCCCCCCUAUUCCCCCAGGGGCACUUAUUGCGCCCCCCAGAAGGGGCUGCAAGG
Molecule: messenger RNA, 1956 nt
Organism: Alligator sinensis (Chinese alligator)
Lineage: Eukaryota; Metazoa; Chordata; Crocodylia; Alligatoridae
Gene: PPP2R5B
Product: protein phosphatase 2 regulatory subunit B'beta
Exons: 13
Coding region: 414-1895 (493 amino acids)
Biological process (GO): signal transduction; protein dephosphorylation
Cellular component (GO): protein phosphatase type 2A complex; cytosol; nucleus
Molecular function (GO): protein phosphatase activator activity
Source: RefSeq, a predicted model, not a curated record